GUGGGGAUACAAAACUUAUAUAGACAUCAUCUGUUUGGCUCAGCAGCACAUUGUGUACAUCUGUUAUAAGAUUUCCUUCACUCGGUACACGACGAGAAUCAGAUGGUUAUCGGAUCACGAUACAGAACCCUGUACGAGAAUCAUUAAAAAUAGACUCGAUUCUUGUCCCUAGGAGGAGUGACGUCUCUAAAAGCAUAUAACACAGUCUGCUUAUAAGCUCCGCUUUCGGUGCGGUGAACGCGAGAUACGCGCAGCAUCUUGCCGGAAAUUAUCUUAUCUUCUCAACGGAUAUUUCAAAUGUAAAAUCAGUAUACGCUCAGUGUUUAUUUGAUUGAAGCGAGUGUGGUGUCGUGUCUCUUUCGGUCCAGAAUACAUCGCUGUCGCGCGAAGCACGAUACAAAGUUUCACGAUGCCGAGCUUACUUGGAAAAAGGAACGGAAUAUUUUCCAUUUCGCGCAAAAGAUUGUACAUUCACGUUUUUUUCGUGUCGAUCAUUUGCUGGUUUUUCUUCUUUCACAAGCGCAAUUACAAUUUGACGCACGAGGGUAUCGUGCACAAUGCGGAGCCCGAACAGGUUUGGGAAUUCGUGGCAGAUUUCAGCAAUAUGAUGAAAUUAAAUCCCACUAUCGAGGAGUUCAACAUUCUGAAGGAAUCGGGCAACUACGAGCACUGGAAGUACUGGGUCGAGUACACGGAACACUUGAGCGCCACUACGUGGAUAAAGAAUCACGCCGUCGGGCAGUACUCGAUCAAGCGCAGUGGUCACGGAUUCGUGAUCGAGUCCAAGCACAACACCUGCUUCAUGUUCGGAAUGAACUGCUUCUACACCGAGGCCGAAUUCUUCUUCGAGCGCAGCGGCGACCACGACACCAGAUGCAUCGAGACCAUUCAUUACCAGUGCCCGCUCGGGUUCAUCGGCAUGUGCGAGGGCGAGGUCAAAGCCCAACGAAAAUUGAUAAUGGGCAAUUUGAGACAGCACUUCUCCACCUUGCAUACGAAUAAACAUAAUAAAAAAGUCUAA
Molecule: messenger RNA, 1021 nt
Organism: Trichogramma pretiosum
Lineage: Eukaryota; Metazoa; Arthropoda; Insecta; Hymenoptera; Trichogrammatidae
Exons: 4
Coding region: 410-1021 (203 amino acids)
Source: RefSeq, a predicted model, not a curated record